AUGGCGUCUAGGUUGAUCCUGAGGCUGGCUCUUGCCUUAACAUGCGCUCAAACAGUAUUCUCACAGACAACAAGCUCACCAACAACUCCUUCUGCGCCGACAUCGACCUCAGCAACGCAAACCAGUAGCACUGGUUCUGCAUCUACGCCGCCUGAUGUAUGGCUGAAUAUACCAAAUCUAUCCGUCGGUCGGAUCGAGCUCGACGUUGACGAUCUCCGUGCGGACAUCAAUCUAAACGCACAAGUUGCCUCUCUCGUCACUCUGAACGCUGGUGUCGCAGUGUCAAUCCAACAAGUCAAUCUCACCAUCUCCGACGUGGAAGCCCAGCUAGAACUAAUUGUUCGCCUCGGCCAUCUCGUGGACAUUGUCAACCGAGUUUUCGAGUCCUUGGAUCUCAAUCCUCUUCUCAUCUCGGCAAUCAACAAUGUGACAUCCCUGCUUGAACCAAUUGUGGGGAGCAUUGAUGGUCUCCUAGGCUCAAUCACCCAAGGCGGCACGACAUUGAACUUUCUGAUCGACAACCUCGGAAAUAUUGUCCAGGAGGUUGGGGGGACAAGCACGAUUGUUGGAAACUAUCUGACCAACAUGACCGAUACGGGUGCCAGCAAGAAUCUCGGCUCCGGUCUCGUUCAAAAAACAUUUUCAUACACCCCACUGAAUGCACUGGUCGACAUAGUUUUCAAUACGGCUGGCCAAGUCAUUCAGGCAGCUGUCCAGAAAGCUGGCAGUGGGGCUGGUGGUGGCGGCGGCUCAUCCUCGACCUCGACCACGUCUACGCCGGCACCCACAACUACAUCUGUUAAGCGCAAUUCUGGAGUCACCGGGUAA
Exophiala aquamarina CBS 119918 is the source of this 828-nucleotide messenger RNA. RefSeq lists its product as uncharacterized. The transcript has a single exon. The coding region runs from base 1 to 828 and encodes 275 amino acids. Lineage: Eukaryota; Fungi; Ascomycota; Eurotiomycetes; Chaetothyriales; Herpotrichiellaceae. The record is from RefSeq and is a predicted model, not a curated record.